GCAUAUAUAACAUAGCCGUCUUUCGCUAUUACAAUUCUCCAACUUACCCCUGUUCCGUUUGAGAUCAAGUUUUAUUCGAGACAAAGCAACAGAGGGUAUAAAUCAACUCCCUUACUUUACCCUAUGCAUGUGGUCUAUUUUAAACGAGUACAUUUUCACCAAUCCUGUGUCCAGCCCAACCCUAAGCACAACCCGCGCAUUAUCCCAUCCCAUCCUCUAUGAUGACCACAGCUUCUGCGCCAUUCACAUCCAGCUCGAUUGCAGGACCUGGCUCCCUCAACGCCACAUACAAUCAUAUCACUUAUCACAACAGCAGCACCAGCAACAACUCUCAUCGCCCCUACUCUGGCUCCGCACUUGGCUCACCGGGCCUUCCUACCCCUCCAUCAUAUCCAAGCACACGUGUUGGUGAACUCCGCCGGAGCUCUGUGCCGAUGCUUUCUACAUCAACUCCAUCAUCAUCCAAUAUGGAGUUUGUUCAACACAAACGCGAACCUUCAGUAGACCGACGAAUGACCAUCAGUCAUCCCGUCACCAAUAACCAUGUCCAAUACCCGCCCGUCCCUUCAUCAUAUUACUCCGCACAACCAGGAUCUCGCGCCAGCUGGGCUGGUUAUAGCAGCAAUUACAAUGACGGGGGAGGAUUUUUUCAUCGGGGGCCAGCAGCAGGGCACGAUGUCCGAGACGAUCAUCACCACGCGCCAAUACAUGGAUCUUUUCAUCCUGUCAGCAAUAGCAGCAUCAACAGUUUGGAUGAUGGGCAUCAGGAGGGUUUAUAUGCGUCGGAAUAUCUGCACGGCGCGUGCAAUGAUCAGCACGGCUAUCCUACAGACGGUAUGCGUAACAACUCCACCAGCGGCAUGCAGGAUUCGGGGUCGAUGACGAUGACAAAGCACCGCAACAAUUCUAUCUCGUCCAACGCCAGUCAGUCGAGCUCGUCGUCAAUGACCCAGGCGAACAAGCAUCCUUGCAAGUUCCCUACUUGCGGCUGGAGCUUUAAGCGGUUCGAGCACCUGAAGCGCCACAUGCUGGUCCACACGAAGGAGCGGCCGUUUGUCUGCGAUUUCCAUGGAUGCGAAAAAUCUUUCAGCCGAACGAGCUUUGAAAAUGCUAUGCCUGGACCCUUGAGUGGCACGCCGGGAAGCGCAGGGGACCGGGGUAGCAUCGUAGACAGUCAUAGCGGCGGCAUGGGAGGAGGGGAUCACGCCCAUCAUCGCCACAGCAUCGCGGGCUACCCUAGUUUCUCAGACUCGAGGCCACCGUUACAGUCGCAAAAUAACUAUUCGCACGGUUUGCCAACUCCAGUCCACACGAACCAAAGCUCAAAUGGCGGUAGCCGUUCUGCUCGGAGCUCGUACUACUGCCCAUCUGACGAGCAGCCCGACUUUGACACCAAAUCCAGCGCGUCUUCUUCCUCUUUCGGUCUCUCCACGACCUGAAAACCGCGUCCAAUGUUCCCGAAGGCGCUCACAAGCAGCGAUCGGUAGCUCCCCAUGGUGAUGAACGUGGGUACGCACCGGUCCGUCCACGACACCAUCAUUCGUUCAAUAAUGGACAGACCCCUUACCAGCGAUACCCAAGUCCGGAACGCGGCCCAAAAGCAUCCUCCGUCCCAGGAUCACCAACACUG
Molecule: messenger RNA, 1630 nt
Organism: Gamsiella multidivaricata
Lineage: Eukaryota; Fungi; Mortierellomycota; Mortierellomycetes; Mortierellales; Mortierellaceae
Exons: 5
Coding region: 219-1439 (406 amino acids)
Biological process (GO): central nervous system development; regulation of transcription by RNA polymerase II
Cellular component (GO): nucleus
Molecular function (GO): RNA polymerase II cis-regulatory region sequence-specific DNA binding; DNA-binding transcription factor activity, RNA polymerase II-specific
Source: RefSeq, a predicted model, not a curated record